AUGGAUGAUUUAUCAAAACAAUCAUAUUGGAAUAAACGAUUUUUAAUAGAAGAUUCAUAUGAAUGGUUCGGUGAUUGUUUACGUCUUUAUCCUAUAUUAGAUCUUUAUUUAAAAUCUUCACCUUCAUUUAUUUUACUUCAUCUUGGUUGUGGUUCAUCAUCACUUGCUGAAGAAAUGUAUAAUCGUCAUUAUUGUCAUUUAAUUUUGAAUGUUGAUUAUUCAUUUUGUAUUCUUGAUAAACGACGAUCAAUAAAAAAAAAUGAAUGUUUAAUUGAUUGGUUUGCUUUAGAUAUUCGAGCAAUGCCUUUACGUUCCGAAUAUUUUGAUACAAUUAUUGAAAAAGGUACAUUGGAUGUAUUUUUUAUUGGACAUGAACAUUGUCUAUGGAAUCCAUCAGAAGAAUUAAAAGAAAAAAUUGAUUUGAUAUUAACACAAAUUAGUCAAUGUUUACGAUCUGAUUCUGGUCGAUUUAUUUCAAUCUCAUUUCAACAACCUCAUUUUCGUCGACCAUUUUUAGCAAAACAAAAAUAUCAAUGGUCAAUUCAAGUACAUUCCAUUUCCGAUGGAAAUGAAUCAAUGGAAUAUUUUGUUUAUGUUAUGACAAAAGGUGAACAAAUGAAUGAAGAAGAUCGACUAUUAGAAGAAGGAAAAUCUACAAAAUGGACUUGGAUUAAUAAACAAGAAAGUUUGAGACAAAUAACAACAUAUUAUGUCGAUGAGCAGGAUGAUCAGUAUUUGUUAAACAUAAACAUCGAAGAUAAUGAAUAG
Messenger RNA from Rotaria sordida, 768 nucleotides. The record is from the annotation of a GenBank genome assembly. NCBI's taxonomy places the organism in Eukaryota, Metazoa, Rotifera, Eurotatoria, Philodinida, Philodinidae.